Molecule: messenger RNA, 589 nt
Organism: Octodon degus (degu)
Lineage: Eukaryota; Metazoa; Chordata; Mammalia; Rodentia; Octodontidae
Product: NADH dehydrogenase [ubiquinone] iron-sulfur protein 8, mitochondrial
Exons: 1
Biological process (GO): mitochondrial electron transport, NADH to ubiquinone; mitochondrial respiratory chain complex I assembly
Cellular component (GO): membrane
Molecular function (GO): 4 iron, 4 sulfur cluster binding; NADH dehydrogenase activity
Source: RefSeq, a predicted model, not a curated record
GGAGCAAGAGCUCCUCAAGAUGCAAUGCCUGACCACACCCACACUGCUGCGUGCCCUGGCCCAAGCUUUGCGCACAGGACAUGCUGCUGGCCGGAGCCUCCACAGCAGUACCAUGGUAGCAACCUACAAGUAUGUGAAUUUGCAGGAACCAGAGAUGGACAUGAGGUCAGUGACUGACCAGGCGGCUCGGACCUUGUUGUGGACUGAGCUCAUCCGAGGCCUGGGCAUGACUCUGAGCUACAUGUUCCGGGAGCCAGCUAUAAUCAACUACCCAUUUGAGAAGGGCCCACUAAGCGCACGCUUUCUAGGGGAGCACGCUCUGCGCCGUUACCCAUCUGGGGAGGAGCGCUGCAUCGCCUGCAAGCUUUGUGAGGCUAUCUGCCCUGCUCAGGCCAUCACCAUUGAGGCCGAGCCCAGGGCUGAUGGCAGCCGCCGGACCACCCGCUAUGACAUUGACAUGACUAAGUGUAUCUACUGUGGCUUCUGCCAGGAGGCCUGCCCUGUGGAUGCCAUAGUGGAGGGCCCCAACUUUGAGUUCUCCACUGAGACGCAUGAGGAACUGCUGUACAACAAGGAGAAGCUGCUGAAC